AUGAAUGAUUAUUCUCACGUAGCUGAGUAGUUACUAGCACUACGGUUAAAGAUUGCUGCAUUUCUUUCGCUCACUAUGGCGGAACUAGAUUUACCCCAGUCUACAUUCUCGGCAUGGAUGAAGGUCGUCGCCACGAUUCUCCUGCUCUAUUAUUGUAUAUCAAAUCUAUACUCCUGGAGGAGGCUUCGACAUGUCCCAGGCCCUUUCAUGGCAGGCGUCACAUCACUGUGGGAAAUGUCAGUUACCGCUACUGGCCAAGAACCAUGGGUCUACAACAAAUUGGCGAAGAAGCACGGUCAUCUCGUAAGGAUCAGCCCGAACACGAUCCUCACAGAUGACCCAGAGGUCCUGCGUAAGAUAUCGGGUGUCCGGAAAUCAUACGUCAAAGACGCCUUCUAUAGCGCGACGCUCAAGCAUCCAGAUCACGAUACAAUGUUCUCGACCAUCGACACGCCACUCCACGAUGAAAUGAAGGCAAGGCUAGCAGGUGCAUACGGCGGUCGUGAAACAUUAGCCAUGGAACCAAUUGUGGACGAUCUGAUCGAGGCCCUUAUCCAGCACAUUCGAGACGAGACUUCCUUGGGAUUGGGCAGAAAGGGAAUCAUCGAUUUCGCCAUUACCACCAACUCUUUUACCAUGGAUGUUAUUACUCGGGUCUCGUUCGGCAAGGAGCUGGGAUUUUUGAGGACCCAUUCUGACGUAUAUGGCCUCAUGGCCGCAGUACGAGACUCUAUGAGGACAUACACUAUUCCUAUGGCCAUUCCCUGGCUGCGAUCUAUAACUACCUCGCGAUUUUUCCUCCGCCAAUUUGGCCCAAAGAAAACGGAUAAGGUCGGGCCCGGUGUGGUGAUUGGAGCACUGGAAGAAACAAUUCAGAAGCGAUGCGACCAAGGCGCACUUGAAGACAAAGACUUACUAGGAGCAUUCAUCCGAAGCGGACUCUCUCCAGGAGAAUGUAUGAGUGAGGCCUUGUUCUCCAUGGUCGCUGGGUCAGACACAACUGCAGCUGCAAUACGCGCCACAAUGCUGUAUCUUAUCACAACUCCGCGCGUUUAUCAGAAGAUGAAGCAAGUAGUUGAAGAGGCUGUCCACUCCGGACGUGUUUCAAACCCAAUCAAGCAAGCAGAGGCCAAAGAGAUUCCCUACCUUCAGGUUGGUAGCCCAAAACCGACACCCUCCCGUGGAUGUGGCAGGACCGCAAGCUCUUGAUGUUCGCCAGGCUGUCCUAUAUGAAGGUCUGCGUAUGCGGCCACCGGCACCCAUCAAAUUCUACAAGGUAGUCCCGCACCCAGGUGAUGAGAUUGACGGCAAGUUCAUCCCUGGCGGCACAGCCAUUGGAUGGAACCAGAUUCCGAUGAUGCGCUCGACUCAACACUGGGGCCACGACGCCGAGGUAUUCCGGCCCGAUCGCUUUUCGGAGGCAGACGAGGAAACGCGCCUAUCUAUGGAGCGACUGGUUGAGCUGGUCUUUGGUCACGGUCGGUUUGGAUGUGCUGGGAAGCCCCUUGCGUUCAUGGAGCUGAGCAAGGUCUACUUUGAGCUUUUCCGGCAUUUUGAUUUUCAGAUUGUCAAUCCGUUGAAACCGUGGGAAUCUGAGCUUUACAGUGUGUGGAUGGAUGAGAAGUUUCUGGUGCAAGUCACGGAAGCUGCCAUAGUUUGAGAGAAGCGGAAUAAUCUUGUCAUUAUUAACCUGGACCUGGAAUACACAGGGUUCAUAUGUACCCGGCGGCUAUUCCACAGAUCCCGGGCAAUCGAAUCCGAGGCUUUCUCGCCCAC
Molecule: messenger RNA, 1776 nt
Organism: Diaporthe batatas
Lineage: Eukaryota; Fungi; Ascomycota; Sordariomycetes; Diaporthales; Diaporthaceae
Exons: 4
Coding region: 76-1209 (377 amino acids)
Molecular function (GO): heme binding; oxidoreductase activity, acting on paired donors, with incorporation or reduction of molecular oxygen; monooxygenase activity
Source: RefSeq, a predicted model, not a curated record